Molecule: messenger RNA, 549 nt
Organism: Fulvia fulva
Lineage: Eukaryota; Fungi; Ascomycota; Dothideomycetes; Mycosphaerellales; Mycosphaerellaceae
Exons: 3
Coding region: 1-549 (182 amino acids)
Biological process (GO): protein sumoylation
Cellular component (GO): nucleus
Molecular function (GO): ubiquitin-like protein ligase binding; protein tag activity
Source: RefSeq, a predicted model, not a curated record
AUGGGUUUAGCAGGUAAAAACGCGUUCAUGGCGGCGCUGGCAGCUACAGACUGUCCCAUCUGCCUCGAUAUCCUUAAAAGUCCCCUUCGAACCGACUGCUGCCACGUUUUCUGCCUUGAGUGUGCCAGAACCUGGUUCGCCACAUCGAGCACUUGUCCGAGCUGCAGCGCCGCGCUCUACGAGAAGCCCACAGGACGAAGCGGUCAUCGUGAGGCAGGUGCAGCCAACACGCAGCGCCCGACGACCGCAGUGGAACAUGUCCCAGGGCCCAUUCUAGCGCCUGAUCGGGAAACUCAAGAGCAACGAACAACGAUCAGGGUACUGGGUCCGUGGCACGAGGAGGUGGUCUACUUCUUGAUGAAGCGCACCACGCCGAUGGAGAGGCUCAUGAAUGCUUUCAGCGAACGCUCAGGAGAAUCUCAUCUCAGCCUUAGAUUCGUCUGGAGAGAAGCCGAUAUCACCUGGAGGUCCACCGCAACACCGGAUGAGCUCGGACUCGAGGAUGGAGAUACCAUCAAGGCUCGCCUGGUGGGAAUGGUGGAAUGGUAG